AUGUCAGCCAAAUCUAACCCUUCAACAAAACCUAGUGACCAUAAACUUGUUCCAUUUAAUGAGAAGAGAGAUCCUGAGUUGAACUCGGAAUCUCAAACUGCAGAAAAUGACGCAAAGGUUCCAAAACUUAGACUGACUGUCGCACUUUUACAGAAUUUCUACAACUGGACAAAGAAGACCACUUACGUCGCCCCAUCUGCCACAGCGACAACGCCAAAAUGGUGGAGUCGUCAGGCUUUGCUCCAUGCAAUUGUCGUCGAUCCAUCAAAUUCUUUUCAAUACGGGUGGAUUGCAAUUACGUCCAUUGCAAUUUUGUACAACAUGAUUUUCAUUUUGGGGAGAGCUACGUUCUGGCAGCUGCAAAAUGCAAUUCCAACGAUAUGGUUGUACCUCGAUGGGAUUACCGACAUUAUUUAUUAUCUGGAUUCAGUGAUACAUGCUCAUGAAGGUGACCAGUUGAAGUGCAUUCGUGUUACAUACUUGGAAGACGGACUUAUGGUGAAAGAAAUACGCAAACUCCAUCACAAUUAUUUCCACUCCAGGAAUUUUACAAUGGACGUUCUUUCUCUGAUACCGUUAAACUUGGACCUACCAUUCUCUUCAAAUCCGGUUACUUGCGCCUCGUCCGACGUUCCUUGUUACGUUAUUUUACGGAUUAAUCGACUCUUGAAGUUGCAUCGAUUUAAUGAAUUCCUAACAAAAAUGGAGACACGAACGGCGUAUCCAAAUCUUCUCCAAAUUGCUAACGUUGUUCUCUACAUCUUACUUAUUAUUCAUUGGAAUAGCUGCUUCUAUUUCUGGCUAAGCAAUCAUAUUGGAUUUGGAACUGAUGAAUGGGUAUUUCCAAACGUAACGCAGGGUGGGAAGGCUGCAAGGCUGGGAUAUCAGUACUCCUACUGUGUGUACUGGUCAACCCUGAUCUUGACUAGAAUUAGCGAAGUGACGCUUCCCGACUUUCGCAGUGACAUUGAACAUAUCUUUGUCGUUGUAGAAUUAUUCGGAGGUGUUAUAAUAUUCGCGAUAAUUGUUGGCAAUGUGGGGUCCGUCGUCAUUAACAUGACGGAAACAAAGACCGAGUUCCAGAAUACAAUGGAUUCAAUUAAGGAAUACCUGAAGUUUCAAAAGGUGUCAAAAGACUUGGAGAAAAGGGUCAUCACGUGGUUUGAUUAUCUAAUGAGCCGAAAACAAAUGUUUAACGAAGAUAAGGUCUUAACAACUCUCCCACAGAAAUUGAGAAUGGAAAUUGCAAUGUCUUUGCAUUUGGGGACUUUGAAGAGGAUUGAAAUGUUUCAAGAUUGUGAUCCUGGUCUUUUGACGGAACUGGUGCUCAAGUUGAGGCUGCAGGUUUUCAGUCCAGGAGAUUAUAUUUGCCUAAAAGGGGACGUCGGCAAAGAAAUGUACAUUGUACGACGAGGUGCCGUUAGUGUUGUUGCGGAUGAUGGGAAAACGAUUUAUGUCACGUUAAAAAGUGGAUCAGUUUUUGGAGAGAUUAGUCUGCUAAACAUUGUUGGAAGCAAGACAGGAAACAGAAGGACGGCAAAUGUGAGAAGUGUCGGGUAUUCGGAUCUCUUCAUCCUCUCGAAGGACGAUUUAUGGGCAACUCUGAGGGAAUAUCCAGAAGCCCAAACAGCUUUGACGAAUCGUGGAAAAGCUAUGCUCAUCAAGAGUGGGUUGCUACAGGAAAGUGAUUCAAAAAUGGACAAAGAGUUGGGAACCCAGGAAGAAAGAGUGGAAUCCUUAGGAAGGAUGAAACAAGUCGACUUUUGCAACCCUCUCUCCACGAUGAACCCUUCGCCUCAAGAAGUGUGGAGUGAGAUAGACCAGGGUCGGGCUUCCAUCGCCAUCAUCUGCCCCUACUGCGACACACCCAUCGAGACGGAGACGCAGUCCGCCCACAACUCUGAAGCCAAGGAUGCCGUCCAAAAUCGAUAUUUCCAAGGAUUUCUACUCAUGGCGUUCGUCACCUUGUCCACCUGCGGGUUUCUGUCCUACGUGACCGGUGCACUGUGGGUCUGCUUUUUCGUCGGAUUAGUCAUAUUUAUGGUGGACAUUGUUAUAACAUUGAAAUUGUGCGCGGAGGCGGCUGGUUUCUUUGUCGACGUGACACAUUAUUGCCCAAGUUGUAAGGAAAAAUUGGGCACAAGUGAUGGGUUGAGGGCGUGGAGGGAAUAUAAGAACAAGGGCAGAGGGGCGGAGGAAGGGUUUGGUGGGGCUGAUUUUUAA
Messenger RNA from Folsomia candida, 2223 nucleotides. RefSeq names its product cyclic nucleotide-gated cation channel alpha-3. Lineage: Eukaryota; Metazoa; Arthropoda; Collembola; Entomobryomorpha; Isotomidae. Gene Ontology annotation, cellular component: intracellular cyclic nucleotide activated cation channel complex; plasma membrane. The record is from RefSeq and is a predicted model, not a curated record. Bases 1 to 2223 code for a protein of 740 amino acids. Gene Ontology annotation, molecular function: intracellularly cAMP-activated cation channel activity; cGMP binding; protein-containing complex binding. The transcript is spliced from 9 exons. Gene Ontology annotation, biological process: monoatomic cation transmembrane transport.